GUGACAGAGGUUCCAUUUGGAUUGCAACUGAGUUCGAGUUGUACUUAAGAAAGUUCAAAAUAGUCAUCUGCUGUUAACUCUAUCAAUACCUGAGGCCCAAGAUUAUCGAUACUAUGAUGAAUAAUAAAAAAAGGAGCGCAAUGGCCACUAAAAAAGCUAAGACCACCUACAAGAGUUGCAUCCGCACAGGAGAACAUGGCCAUAAAUACCAACGCAAUCUUGCGUAUGUAAUAUGUAUGAGAUUGGUUCGUCGAAAUUGUGGAUUCAAUUUUUAUUUCGAAUUUGAUGAAGCCGGCAAAUUCGACGACAUAGCUUUUCAAACCAAACGAGAAGAUGCCAUAGACCAAAGUUUUUAUACGCAGGUAAAGCAUUCCGAAAACUUUUCCAAAAUCGAACACAGCGAAUUGUUUCCCAACGAUGACAACGAGAAACGUAAUGGCAAUUUCAGUAUGUUUAAAUACAUGAAAUCACAUUUCAUCUUUCAAAGGACAAAUCGAAGCAAGAAAAAAAUGAUCCUUUACACAAAUCGGAUUUUGCACGAAAAUUCUGAGCUGCUGAAAUUAGUGUCAAUUGGCACUGAUAAGACUGAGAAACUAUUGGAUGAAGUACUAGGAAUGAUAGUUCCAGAAAGCCACCGAACCACACCGAAACAUGUAACAUUCAUACCUACCGAUAAAGCCUGCAGGCUGUUUGUGGAUUAUUUCAAUCAGGAAUUUGUUGCGCUACAGGAUAGUAUAGUCAAUCUCUUCAAAACUGGUCUAAUUCCUGAUAAACUAAGCACUCACAAAUGCCUUUUGAGUAGGAUUCUCAAACAAACGCCAAACUAUAUAUCCUUCAGUGACGGCUUCGACGAGCGUAACCCAAACGAAGGCAUAGCCAAUCUCUUUCGUUUAAUCAAAGCCGAACUGAAAGUCAAGAGUGAGACGGUCGCUCCGAAAAAUGAGCUUUUCAGUACUUGGCCCCAUGUAAAUGAACACUUGAUGACGAUUAAAAAUGCCAUGGUUGAGCUAGUCAAGACUGAAGCUGUUCCUGACAUAUUGAGGGAUUAUAAAAGUGCCUUGAAGGGAAUUAUUGAAAAAUCAGAACAGAGGCUGUGUUUUGCGAAAUCAUUUAUUGAAAACAGUAAAUUGUGCACGAUGUUGGAAAACGGAUUAAAAUCAUUGGAAAAUAUUGUAAUUACACCAGAUCAGAUGUUUCUUCAUGAUAAAAAUGUCAAUCAUAAAACUUUGCCUAAGGAAGAGGAAGAAUUUCAAGUUGUCGUAGAUGCAUUAUUAGAACUUGUUAGGAAAGGAACUGUCAAUGAUGUCUUGAAACAGUACAGAAUUCCGUUGCAAAAGGUGCUGGAAAAAUCCGAGGGGAAUAAAUACAAGUUUAAAGAAAGUUUUAUCAUAUCAGGUAUAUUGAGCAACAAGUUGAUCGAAUGUCUUGGGGAUGUGGGUGAAAAAGUAAUAACUAUCAAGGAGAAGUUCUUGGAUGAUCGUAGUUCAAAGUUCAAUAUUCCUAAGGAUGAGAAUAAGAUUCAGCUGCUGGUAGACGCCAUCGUAGAACUAUUUCGAACAGGAACUAUUAAAGAAAUACUAAAAGAUUACAAAUCUGCAUUGAACAAUAUUUUUGCUGAACCGGAGGGUAAUGAAACGUUUAGAUUCGCAAAAUCCUUCUAUGAACAUUAUGAACUUCAAAAAAUACCGGAGAACUUAAAUCAACUCGAGGUAACACCCAAUGAAAUGUUUCUGGAUAAAUGUUUGCCUGAAGAAGGUAAGGAGCUUGAUUCUGCCGUUGAUAAACAAUUGCCAUCAGAUUGCAACGAAUUUGAGGCUUUGAAAGAAGCUAUGAGGGAUCUAUUCGAAACAGGAACUGUGGCUGAUAUUUUAAAGGAAUAUAAAGUGGCACUUAACAGAAUCCUUGAAAAAUCCACAGAUGGGAGAAAACUAAGAUUCAAAACUAAUAAAAACGGCGUUCUAUGCAAGCUACUGGAAAAUGAUUUGGGAAAUUUGAAUAAAGUUGAGAUCAUUUUACCGUCAAUGCUAUUUGAUGCCAAAAAUUCCAAAUUCAAAAAUUUUCCAUCGUUUGACAACGGUAUUCUUCUACUUAAAAAUGCAAUUAAAAAUUUAUCGAAAAAUGGUGUAGUUGAUAAAGUCUUGCUCAAGUAUCAAACUCCUUUGCAGGAAAUUUUGGUGAAAAAUGUUGACGGAACAGUAAAGUUCGCCUCGAGUUUUAAUGAUCAAAGUGAAAAUCAGUGCAUCAGGCUAUUGUACGAGUUGUUGAAGGCGGAUUCUGUCGAUUUGAACUCGGUGAUAAAACCACAAAGGCCCAUUUUUAAAACUUUUUCUCUGCCUUGUUUUGACAGCGAUGUAGCAAGGGUUAAAAAUUCUCUCACAAAAUUGUUCAGGACUGGCUAUGUGGAUGAUGUGCUGAUCGAUUACCAAGUCGCUUUGAAAGAUGUUCUGCAGCCAUGCUACAAAAUUGGAUUUUCAGAAUCUUUCACGGAAACCAGUAAAGAGUUUAACAUUGGAUUGCUGUUCAAGAAGCUGCAGGAAGACAAAAUCAACUGCUCGGAUAAGCAAUUGGCAGUUUAUGUGAAAGAGCCAAUAUUAGACGACAGUACUUCUGGGGUAAGACAUAUGCCAUUUUUUGUGGAGAGAACAGAUGUAGAAUCAUUUUUUGAACAAUUCAUCUUGUCGCACAGUCAACCGCAUGAUUUGUACCCUUUCGUGGUUGAUGAACUUCAUCUACAUAUGAAAACCUGGAUGAGAACUGACAUUUUUGGCAACUUGAGAGACAAGGACAGCAAGCUAGCAUUCGAAACGUUCGAAGAAAAUUUCAACAAGGCAUUGAAAGGCGGGACAAAAGAAAAUGAGAAUAACAUUUUAGAUGAGCUAUCAUUUGAUGGUUUCGCAGGACAGUUACAAACUGAGUUUGAAUCGAAAUAUCCGGAGUUGAAAACAAAGUUUUACACCAAUAGAUAUGUCAUUCUGAAUUCUCCAGAGGACGAUGUGGGUGAAGGUGAUCGGUCAUCGAAGGCACAUAAAAAGCGUAUUGGAAAAACUAAUUCACCAGCUGUGAAAAUGUCAGAUCAACAACUGGCAACCGAUUUGAAAGACAAGUUCAAGAACGAUAAGUGCUUUAUUUUAACUGCUGACCCUGGAAUGGGCAAAACGAUGCUACUGCGUCAUAUUGCUCUUGGAAUGCAGAAUCUUGACAUGGGAAUUGUACUUUUAGUUCCUUUGGACAAAAUACGGAAGUCAUUAAAGGAAGUUACAGCCGAAAAAGUGCUGAAUGUACUCCAACCAAUUUUAUCGCCUGGCAACUUCCAACAUAUUCUGGAUUCUUCAAAGAAAGAUAAACCAAUCACGAUAUUGUUUGAUGCGUUCGAUGAAAUUCACGCCGAUAACAGAGAUAUUGUUAUUGAACUGUUCAAAGUUCUUUUGCGAGCGAAAAACUUGCGGCUAAUAAUUAGUGGAAGGAAGCACAUUGAGAAACCUCUGCUAGAGGUUUGCAAGACAGUUGAUUUGGUACCAGUUAUGUUGGCGAUAUGUCCUUUGGAAAAGGAAAGCCGAAAAUAUAUAAUAAAAAGCGUCUGGGCUGGGUUCGAUUACCAAGAAGAACAGUUUAACAACUAUUCUGAUAGAUUGCUUGUUAAAUUUGAAGUAGAAAUUCCGCUGGCAGUUGAACUGUUGGCUGUGCUCUUCAGAGAAAGAUUUUAUUCUUUUUGCAAGAAAAACGCAGAGGACCAGAAAACAGAAUUGGGCGAACUCGAACGAAAUCGUUUUGAACAAAUUAAAAUCUAUGAAAUGUUUUUGAGUACUAUUUUCAGAACAGACGGAACACUUGCUGAGCUAGAGGAAACCUUCUCUUUAUUUCAUCCUUCAGUUCGAGGCAGAUUAGACGAACAUACAUUGCUGGCAAUAAAAACACUUGACGUGAAAGAAUUAAAUCAGGUUUUUAAAAAACAUAAAAAUCGUGUAAUGUAUAGAAAAUUUUGCCAAAAUUGCUUCAAGACUUCUGACAAGUCCAUUAUCGUUGAAAUUGUUGAUAGAGAAAUCAAAUUCACUCACCAGUCUUUUGCAGAAUUUUUAAUUGCUGUAUAUUUAUUCGAAAAUCUUAACGAUCACAAGGCAGUUCUAUUAAACAUAUUUCGCCAGAACGAAAAUAUUAAAAAAAAUGCUAUGAUGAUGUUUGAAAAUUUGUAUGUGGAAACUAAGGAAGGAAACGAUGAAAAUGAACAAAUGUGGAUUGAAGAUCUUGAGGAAGUUUUCAGACAAUGUAACGAAUUGGCAUUUUUCGCGUGUGAAAGCAGAUGUCCAGAAUUAGUUAACUAUUUCCUUAGUAAAAUAAACAUAGAACAGCUGAAGAGUUUGGAAGGGUAUGAUGAAAUGCUCCAUGUGGCGACUGAGACAGGAAGUUUCGAAAUUUGUUCCUUUUUAAUAAAUGAUUACAAGUUUGAUGUCAACAGGCCAAAAAAUGGUACUCCUGCUAUCUGUGUUGCGGCUAAGAAUGGACAUAUAGAAAUUGUUGAGUUGCUUCUAUUGAAGGGGGCUAAAAUCAGUGCACAAGAUAUCCAUAGUCGGACGCCUCUUCACUUCGCUGCUCAAGGCGGUCACAGUGAAAUAGUGCUUUUGUUGAUUGAUAAAGGAGCAGAUAUCGAACUAUCUGAUUAUUUUGGCGAAACGGCAAUGCAUUAUGCUGCCACCAACGGACGGGUGGAUGUUUUGAGAACUUUGAUUGCUAGAAAGGCCACAGUUGAUGUUCAAAAUGAAGACGGGAGCACGCCUCUGCUUUGUGCCGCUGAAGAGGAUCACACCGAAGCAGUGUUUUUGUUGAUUGAUAAUGGAGCAGAUAUCGAACUAUCGGAUGAAUUUGGCAAAACGCCAAUGCAUUGUGCUGCCUCCAAUGGACGGGUGGAUGUUUUGAGGACUUUGAUUGCCAGAAACGCCACAGUUGAUGUUCAAAAUGAAGAGGGAAGCACGCCUCUGCAUUGUGCCGCUGAUCAUGAUCACAACGAAGCAGUGGUUCUGUUGCUUGAUAAAGGAGCAGAUAUCGAACUAUCAGAUGAAUCUGGCGAAACGGCAAUGCAUUAUGCUGCCUCCAAAGGACGGGUGGAUGUUUUGAGGACUUUGAUUGCUAGAAAUGCCACAGUUGAUGUUCAAAAUGAAGACGGGAGCACGCCUCUGCUUUGUGCCGCUGAAGAGGAUCACAACGAAGCAGUGCUUUUGUUGAUUGAUGAAGGAGCAGAUAUCGAACAAUCGGAUGAAUCUGGCAAAACAGCAAUGCAUUGUGCUGCCUCCAAUGGACGGGUGGAUGUUUUGAGGACUUUGAUUGCCAGGAAGACCAGAAUUGAUGUUGUGGAUGAACAUGAGAGGACGCCUCUGAUAUGUGCAGCUGAAGAGGAUCACAGCGAAGCAGUGCUUUUAUUGAUUGAUGAAGGGGCAGAUAUUAAACUAUCGGAUGAAUUGGGCAAAACAGCAAUGCAUUAUGCUGCCUCCAAUGGAAGAGUGGACGUUUUAAGGACUUUGAUAGCCAGAAAGGCCCUAAUCGAUGUUGAGGAUGAAGAUGGGAGGACGCCUCUGAUUUGUGCAUCUGAAGAGGAUCACAGCGAAGCAGUGCUUUUGUUGAUUGAUGAAGGGGCAGGUAUUGAACGAUCGGAUGAAUUGGGCAAAACAGCAAUGCAUUAUGCUGCCUCAAAUGGAAGAGUGGACGUUUUGAAGACUUUGAUUGCCAGAAAGGCCAAAAUUGAUGCCCAGUGUGAAGAUGGUUGGACACCUCUUCACUAUGCUGCUGAAAAAGGCCACAUCGAUGCAGUGGCUCUGUUACUUGAUAAAGGAGCAGAUAUCGAACUAUCGGGAAAAUAUGGCACAACGGCAAUGCAUGUUGCUGCUUACAAUGGAAGAGUGGACGUUUUUGAGGCUUUGGUUGCCGUAAAGGCUAGAAUUGUCAAAUUUUCUACGAGUCUUCAUUGUGCUGUUCUAAACGGUCAAAUCGAUGCAGUGGUUCGGUUGAUUGAUAACGGUGCAGAUAUCGAACUUUUGGAUAAAAGAGGCCAAACGGCAAUGCAUUAUGCGGCCUCAUAUGGAAGAGGGGAUGUUCUGCGCACUUUGAUUACCAAAAAGGCCAGAGUUGAUGUACAAGAUGAAGAUGGUAGAACGCCUCUUCACUAUGCUGCUCACAUCGGUCACAUCAGUGUAGUGGUUUCUUUGCUUGAUGUAGGAGCAGAUAUCGAAUUAGCGGAUAAAAGUGGCAAAACGGCAAUGCAUUAUGCUGCUGCAAACGGGAGAGUUGAUGUUUUGAGCGCUUUGAUUGCCAAGAACGCCAAAAUUGAUGCACAAGAUGAAAAUGGUUGGACACCUUCUUACGUUGCCCCUCUCAAAUAUCAAUUUGAAGUGAUGGAUGUACUAUAUCCGGCAAAGCAUGAUGCUGCUUCAAUUGAAAGUGCGGAUGAUUUGGACACUUUGAUUAUCAAAAAGCCCAGAAUUGAUGCACAAGAUCAAGAUGAUUGACCGCCUCAUUGUCACUUUUCAACGGUCAUAAAAAAACUGUGAUUUUGUUAGUUCGUGAAGAAGCAGAAGAAGAAGCAGCAUCAAACCAUCACAGCUAACUUGCACUAAGGAAAUGCAAGACAAUGGUGACGACAUUGGACAUUUGAAAUUGUUUUGCUUAUUAGCAACAGAGCAAACGUUCCAGUUUCGAAGAAGGAAAGCCGACCGCCAUACGAACUGUGCGGUCUGGUUUGGCCAUGGAAGGGCCCUUUCUUAUGGGCUUGUUUGCGUCCGCA
Messenger RNA from Armigeres subalbatus, 6769 nucleotides. RefSeq lists its product as uncharacterized. Gene Ontology annotation, molecular function: protein binding. The transcript has 2 exons. Bases 114 to 6494 code for a protein of 2126 amino acids. NCBI's taxonomy places the organism in Eukaryota, Metazoa, Arthropoda, Insecta, Diptera, Culicidae. The record is from RefSeq and is a predicted model, not a curated record.